Molecule: messenger RNA, 1458 nt
Organism: Phialemonium atrogriseum
Lineage: Eukaryota; Fungi; Ascomycota; Sordariomycetes; Cephalothecales; Cephalothecaceae
Exons: 2
Coding region: 1-1458 (485 amino acids)
Source: RefSeq, a predicted model, not a curated record
AUGGUUGAGGCAGCCGCGACCUCCUUCGCCUCGAUCCUCGUCCUCGGCACCGGCUUUGCCAUCGCGGGCUAUGCCUACCACAAGUCAUACAAAUACCUUGUCCUGAAGAAAAUGAUCAACGCAUUCGAGCCCGGCGACCCCGUGCUCGUCCUCGCCGCCAUAGGCAAGAACCUGCCCCCGUCCGACACGGCCCCCGCGACCAAUUGGGUCCAGCGUCCCGAGCAGACCGUGGUCGACGCGAUCGUGGCCGGGCGCGAGGUCGGCCACUACCACCUGCUUCUGGGCGAGAAGGGGACGGGAAAGAGCAGCAUGCUGCUGGAGGCGAUGCGCAAGAUCGACGGUGACGGCGUGGCCAUGUUUGAGGCGCACUCGGACCUGGAGAUCUUCCGGAUCCGCCUCGGCAAGGCGCUCGACUACGAGUUCCACGAGGACUACAUCGGGGGCUACUUCAGCGAGCGCGGGCCUAGGGACACGACGGCGCUGCUGGACAUUGAGCGGGCGCUGAACAAGCUGGAGAAGGUGGCGCUGCGGCGGCGGGUGGAGGUGGGCAGGCCGCUGGUGGUGAUCAUCAACCAGAUGCACCUCAUCCGGGACGACGAGGACGGCAAGGACCUGAUCGAGCUGCUGCAGCAGCGGGCCGAGCAGUGGGCGGCCGCGAACCUGGUGACAAUGGUGUUCAACAGCGACAACUACUGGGUCUACGAGCGGCUGAAGCAGCUCGCCAACCGGAUGGAGGUGCUCAGCGUCGUGGACCUGCACAAGGCCCAGGCCAUUACCGCGCUGCGCAAGUACAGGAAGCGGUACUUCCACGAGGAGUCGCCGCGCGAGAUCCUCGAGGAGGUCUACAACCGUGUCGGCGGGCGCCUCACCUUCCUCAACCGCGUCGCCAAGAGCCACGACAUGCUGGAAACUUGCGACAAGAUCCUCGAGGUGGAGAAGACCUGGCUCCUGAACCAGUGCUGGAUCCUCGGGUCCGAGAUGGACGACGACGUGAUGGACCAGCAGAAGUGGGCCUCCGCCACCCUCGUCCUCGCCACCGCCCUAGUCGACAAAGAGUCCGAGAUGGCAACGACCUACGACGAGGAGCUGGGCCACGUGCUCCCCUCUCUGGCGCUACAUGAGGCGCAGCAGGUGAUGACGCGCGCCGACUUCGUGCGCACGCUCGACCGCCUCAACCUCUUCAGCAUCACCAGCGCGGCGCGCGUGCGCGCCUCCUCGGUGCCCAUGCACCGCGCCGUGCGCGACAUUGUCGGCGCGCCGGGCUUCAGGCGCCACCUGGAGGACACGCUCGACCGCAUCAACGCCAUCGAGAGCCUCGGGCGCACGAGGGAGCUGGUGGCCAAGGAUCUGGUGCUCGGGGGCAGGUACGAAAUCCGGAAGCUGGGCAGGGGCGGUGGGGUGGAGGUUACGUUGAGGGAGAAGGAGGAGGACGAGGAGGACGAGGGGAAGAAGUCAUGA